Cuscuta campestris is the source of this 1484-nucleotide messenger RNA. The record is from the annotation of a GenBank genome assembly. Lineage: Eukaryota; Viridiplantae; Streptophyta; Magnoliopsida; Solanales; Convolvulaceae.
UAAUAUAUUAAAUAUAUAACACUAUAUUUAACAUGCUCCCAACGGCACUGGCGAUGAUUGCGAGACUCCCAAGCUAUCCCGGAACUCUGAGAAGAUCAUGUUUGGGAGACCCUUUGUAAAGAUGUCUGCAUACUGCAACGAGGAAGGGGCGUGGAGAACUCGUAUUUGUCCGAGAGCUACCUUGUAUCGAACAAAGUGUAUAUCAACCUCAAUGUCUUUUGUGUGCUGGUGUUUGACAGGAGAGCAUACCUGCACGCUCAAGAAUGUCAUAGAGGAACUGAGUCUGUGUGAGAAACAACCCAUGAGUCGUGCGCUGGACAUUGAUCCCCAGGAAGAAGUGGAGGUCCCCCAUAUCCGUCAUAGAAAAUUCUCCCUUCAGCCGCUAAAUGAUUCUCUGAAGGAGUGCCUGGUUGGAGGCUGGGCGUGGGCCGAGAAGGCCGGGUGUAGGGUUGGGGAACUACCAGGGUUGAGGUCUGGUGGGUUGUCGUUGAUUGGUGCCGCCACGCCCGAGACCACGGCCCUGUCCUCGAUUGCCGCCAUUGAAAUUACGAGGUUGACCGCCAUAUCCAUGCCCAGGACCGCCUGCCUGCCGCUGCUGUCCGCCCCCCGCUGGACUCCUGCCGCCACUGCUGGUGGUAAGGAGGGUCAUCGACGAGUCGGCGCUGUGGGUGGCGUCGGUUUGUUAUUGUUCGAAGAGCAACAGGGCCGAGCGGACCUCCAAAAAAGUGGGGAACGAAGUUUGAUAUUGGAGAAAAGUAACCUGAUCUCAGAUGUCUUGAGGCAAACCUUGAAGAACCUGCAGAACCAAGGCAUGUUCGGUCACCGGAGCAUCCACAUCAUCGAGAUAAUCAGCGAGAUUUUUGAGGAGAUGGCAAUAUUCAUUAAUUGUCUGAUUCCCCUUGACGGUUGUGUGAAACUAAUGCUCCAAUUGCAUCGCUCGAGCAUGUUUAUUAUCAUGAAACAAUUUAUAGAUCGCCGUCCAUAGAGAAGGGAAGCGAGGCAGUGGGCGAGGAAAAAAAGGGUCGUGAGGUAUUCACUGAGCCACUUCACUUUGCGUGGCAGAUGCGAGGCAAAUUGAAGCAACAAAAUACAAUUACUCUCUUGGAAAAUCAUCGGUCACUCUCUUCUCUGUGUGUGAAAAUCAUCUGCUACUAGUAUUCUCCGAGCUAGUCUUCUCCAGCCAUUGGUUUUUUCUCUUCUCUGUGCUAGUCUUCUCCGGCCAUCAUCGUUCACCUGCGACCCUUAGGUGCAUAUCGAUGGCAAGACCAUUUUCAAUCGACGAAUCACAAAUGUUACCUAGAAUUCAAGGAUUUUGUGUGGCCUAUUGAUGAAACGCCCCAACCGAUAGCCACCCCGAGUGAGCAAUAUGAAUCAUAUGGUGAAAAAGACAUAAUGUUACUGAAUUGCGUUGUGACAAUGACGCAACAAGAUAUUGAACAUGAAAACUUUAUGCAACGAUCAGAAAAGAAAAGGAAACUAACAGA